Molecule: messenger RNA, 1998 nt
Organism: Aspergillus mulundensis
Lineage: Eukaryota; Fungi; Ascomycota; Eurotiomycetes; Eurotiales; Aspergillaceae
Product: rDNA-binding RNA polymerase I transcriptional factor
Exons: 1
Coding region: 1-1998 (665 amino acids)
Biological process (GO): transcription initiation at RNA polymerase I promoter
Cellular component (GO): nucleus
Molecular function (GO): RNA polymerase I core binding; RNA polymerase I general transcription initiation factor activity
Source: RefSeq, a predicted model, not a curated record
AUGGAGGACAUGGAUCUCUCCCUCUCCCCCGCAUCCUCCAUGGCGUCCGACGCAGACGGCCUGCCCAGUCCUCGGAAAAAGACCCGGGUGCAGUUCGACGAAGACGUGGAAAUGCGGGAGAUUUCGUACAACGACAAGACACAGGACGGGAGUCAAGGGACAACGGACAAGAGCGCAGCCGUGGUGAGAGAGGAGGUCCGGCGGGCUAUCCAACGGCAUGUCUCUGGAGGCGAUAGCGAGGCCUAUGACCGCGUCAAGGAAAUUUUCGCCAUCAACCCCCGGCGGCGGGAUGCGAAUGGCAUGCCGCCAUCAAAUGUACCUACACACAAUACACUGAAACAUCAUCUCAUGGGUCUUCUGUCGAACGUGGCAGCCUUGGAUCGCAGCUGCAACGGGCUGGUUCAAGCCGUGCUAGACAGCGAGUGGCUUGGGCGCGACGAGUCGUACAUCAAGCUGUAUAUCCGGUUUUUGGGGAACCUUGCGGCUGCACAAGGAAGCUAUCUGGGUUCUGUACUUAAGAUGCUGACCAACUACAUGGGCGAGCUCCCCAAGGGCACAGGGAAGCUGCCCGGGUAUCCGCAUGUCGAACCCGCUGAGGCCUACACCCGCGUACAUAUGGCAAUGCGUCAUGUCCUGCAACUUGUUCCUUCUGGAAGCGGCUCGCUCUCCCCAAUCAUAUCCUCCCACUUUCCGUUUGAUACGGACUCGGCCAAGGCCAACAUUGCCUAUACCCAAAAUCUCAUCAGAGUCAUCCGCUAUGCGCCGGAACUCCAGGCGGACAUCCUCGCUCUGAUUACCGAGAAGCUGGUCAAGAUCGAUGUACAAAUUCAGGUUGAUAUGGACGAUCUCGAGGACGAGGAGGGCGAAGAGGUUCUGCAUGCCGUCUCUCCUGAGGCUGUUAUGUUCGCCGAAGACUUAGACGACGAUGACGAUGACAACGCUUCCGUCAUGAGCGAUGAGUCUAUUGAGCCCGAAUCGCGAAGACUGAAGACUAUCAAGGAGAAUAUCCUCAAACUGGACGGCAUGAUUGAUACCCUAUUUGAAUAUUACGCACCACCCUUUACAUCAGGCACGCCUGACGACAAGGAAAACGCCCUCGACCUCCUCCUCAGCCAUUUCUCAACCAUCAUCCUCCCCACCUACCGCUCCCGCCACUCACAAUUCCUUCUCUUCCACUUCUCCCAAUCCUCUCCGGUCCUCGUCGACCGCUUCGCCGCUACAUGCGUCCAGCUCAUCUUCAACAAAGCGCAGCCCGCCAUCCUGCGACAAUCUGCUGCCGCGUAUCUCGCUAGCUUUGUCGCCCGUGGCGCUCACAUCUCCAGCGAAGUCGUCCGCGACGUCUUCGAACUCCUCGGCACACACCUCGACACUCUCCGCCUAGACUACGAACCCUCUUGCCGCGGUCCCGACCUCCGCCGUUUUGGCCCCUUUUACUCUACCGCCCAAGCCCUCCUCUACAUCUUCUGCUUUCGAUGGCGCGACCUCACAACGGCCGCCAUGGAAGGCGACACUCCCGAGCAAAUUGACGAGCUCGAACCCGAGGACAUCACCUUCCCCCCUUCCAUCCGAGACGUCCUCCACAAAGCCAUCCUUUCCAAACUCAACCCUCUCAAGGUCUGCUCCCCGGCCAUCGUCUCCCAAUUUGCGCGCAUGUCCCAACACCUCAACUUCAUCUAUGUCUUCACCAUCCUCGAGACAAACAAGCGUCUCCGCAUGUCUACAUACCGCAAUAUUGCCGCCCUCUCAGAUCCACGCUAUAGCCACGUUGAGCGCGAGACCCGCGCUGGCGAUGAUUUGGGUUACCAGCUAGACGCUUACUUCCCGUUCGACCCCUACCAGCUCCCGCGAAGUCGGAGAUGGCUAGAGGGUGAUUAUGUGGAAUGGCGUGGGAUUCCCGGUCUAGAUGACCGGGAUGAUGACGAUGAUAGUGAUGAUCUUGAAGAAGCGUCUGAUGGUGAAGAUGACCUGAGUGACGGGACGGAAACGGACCAUGAAUGA